AUGGACGACUCUCAACUAAGCGGUCUGGGUGAUGAUGUCCAUUCGCAGUCAUCAACCGAACAUCCUGCGGACAGACCUGGAGCUGCCAAACCGUCUACGAAAAAUGCCAGCAAUACGCAGCCUACAUAUGAAGAUGUAAAACAGCACGAAGAAAACCUGCGCCGUGAACUGGAUAGCGUGCGUCAAGUCAAUCUGGCCAUUGAAGGGGUCAUCCAAAGCCUUUCCAAGGCAAAAGAUAACAUGAGGGUUGUCAAUAACACCGUCGAUGCUGCCUCCACGCUUUUGAAUACAUGGACGCGAAUACUAUCCCAGACCGAACAUAAUCAACGACUUAUUCUCGAUCCAGCGUGGCAAGGAGCUACUCAAGAUAUUGCCGACAUUGAGGAGGAAAUGCUCGAGCAACAACGGGCGGCGGAAAGGCGAGAUGCCGAGGCGCAAGAGAAAAAGCUUGCAGCAGCCAGGCAGGCAGAAGCAGAAGAGAAGCGCAAAGCAGAACUGCAGGCGAAACAAGCAAAAGGACCGUCCAGGGGUGGAAGCAGAAUUGGCAGCACUGGGAGGGGCACCAGAGCACCGUCCUCAGGGUACGUGCCAGUGGGCGGAACAGGCACCAGCAGCAGCGCCAGUUCCGUGAGAAGGGGUACUGGUUCUGUACGAAGAUCAUCAUCUGGCAUUGGGCGGGGUGGUGUUGCUGGGAGAGGCUCCAGGGCCAGAGGCUAG
Messenger RNA from Exophiala dermatitidis NIH/UT8656, 717 nucleotides. RefSeq lists its product as uncharacterized. Bases 1 to 717 code for a protein of 238 amino acids. The transcript is spliced from 2 exons. Gene Ontology annotation, cellular component: mitotic spindle; DASH complex. NCBI's taxonomy places the organism in Eukaryota, Fungi, Ascomycota, Eurotiomycetes, Chaetothyriales, Herpotrichiellaceae. Gene Ontology annotation, biological process: mitotic cell cycle. The record is from RefSeq and is a predicted model, not a curated record.